Messenger RNA from Helianthus annuus (common sunflower), 1800 nucleotides. RefSeq lists its product as uncharacterized. The record is from RefSeq and is a predicted model, not a curated record. The transcript is spliced from 4 exons. Bases 1 to 1800 code for a protein of 599 amino acids. NCBI's taxonomy places the organism in Eukaryota, Viridiplantae, Streptophyta, Magnoliopsida, Asterales, Asteraceae.
AUGGGUGAUUUUAACUCAGCUCUAAAUCUUGAAGAUCAGUCGAUGGGGACUUCGUCUAUCUCGGUUAGUAUGCGUGAGUUUCAGGCUUGUCUUAAUGAUAUUGAGGUAUUUGACAUCAACCGUUCAGGAUUUCAUUUUACUUGGAAUCAAAAGCCUAAGGAAGGUAUAGGUUUGCUAAAGAAGAUUGAUAGGGUGCUGGGUAAUACGGCUUUUGUGGUUGAUUAUCCGAGUUCUGUGGCUGUUUUUAACUCAUACAGGCUUUCGGACCAUUGCCUGUGCAUCUUAAAGAUCCCGAAAGGUGGAGAGGUUAAACGGAAAUCAUUUAAAUUUGCAAACUUUUUGGUGUUUAAACCAGAAUUUAUUAAGAUUGUUCAAAAAUAUUGGGAGACGAACAUUGAUGGUGUUCAUCAGUUCCGAGUUGUUAAGAGGCUUCGCUUGUUAAAGUCUCCAUUACGAGCUCUUUUAUUUCAACAAGGAAAUCUCCAUCGGGAUAUGAACACGGCAUUCUUCCAUUCGACGCUAAAAAACAGGAACUAUAGGAGUCGGACUGAUGUAAUUAAAGAUGCCGAUGGAAUUGUGUAUGAGGGGGACCAGGUUCAUUCGGCUCUAGUCAAACACUAUGAGAAGUUUCUGGGCGGUCAGGAUGAGAUAUCGCUAACACCCACUCGCGAUUUGUUUUCUAAUAAAUUGCAACCUGAAGUGGCUAGUUAUAUGGUUCAUCAAGUUACGGAGGAUGAGGUGAAGAAUGCUAUGUUCUCGAUUGGUAUUGAUAAGGUCCGGGUCCUGAUGGCUACGCCAGCUUAUGUCACAGAUUAUCGGCCGAUUGCGUGUUGCAAUGUGCUUUAUAAAUGUAUUAGUAAGAUUAUUGCGGAUCGAAUCAAAGUGGCGUUAAAUGGGAUUGUGAGUGUUAAUCAGUCUGCUUUUGUUCCAGGUAGGAAAAUUUCUGACAACAUCCUUCUUACUCAGGAAUUAAUGCACAACUAUCAUAGAAAUUCGGGCCCUCCUAGGUGUGCAUUCAAAGUUGACAUCCAGAAAGCGUAUGAUACCGUGGACUGGAGUUUUCUUAAAUCAACGUUACUUGGGUUUGGGUUCAAUAGUCGGAUGGUGGAUUGGAUUAUGGUUUGUGUGGGUACUCCAUCUUUCUCGGUUUGUGUUAAUGGUAAUGUUCAUGGCUACUUUAGAGGCCAACGAGGGUUAAGGCAAGGGGAUCCCAUUUCUCCAUACCUUUUCACUCUUGUUAUGGAGAUUUUGACGGCUAUUCUGAAAUGUGAGACUUCGAUUGAUUCUUCGUUCAGAUUUCACAACAGAUGUGAGCGUCAGCAGAUUAUAAAUCUUUGCUUUGCGGAUGACCUUUUCAUGUUUGCUAGAGGUGAUGUGAAUUCGGCUAAGUGCAUUAUGUCUUCUCUUACCAUAUUCUCCAACAUGUCAGGUUUAAUCCCUAGUAUUCCGAAGAGCACGGUUUUCUUUUGCAAUGUUCCUAAUAAUGUUAAACAAUCUAUUCUUAAUAUUUUACCAUUUGUGGAGAGAUCGCUACCGGUUAGAUACUUGGGGGUUCCACUAAUUUCUUCAAGACUUCUCUAUAAGGAUUGUAAUGUCCUUAUUGAGAAAUUGGAUAGCCCUCGGGUAAUUCGUGACCUGGAGGCUAGAAUGAGGAAUUAUUUAUGGUCUCAAGAUGCUUCGUUUCGAAGAGGUAAGGCGAAAGUUUCAUGGAAAUCUGUUUGUCUUCCAAAAUUUGAAGGGGGUUUGGAAAUUAGGCGUAUUGGUGAUAUAAACAAAGCUCUUAUGGCAAAUCACAUUUAG